CCCCUUAUUCUCUGAUUCUCAUUGUGUAAAGCUACAUUUAAAUGGGAAGUGGGAACUGUUAGGUAGAGGCAGAAUGGCAAACGCUUCUCAAAGGUAAAGCCAAGCAAUCCAAUUACCCUAUCCCCUUGUUCGUUCUUACAUCUUCUUCCAUUUCCCAACCUCCAAAGUUCUCAAUUCUCCCUCAAAAUCCUCUUAAUCCUUCGCUUUCUUCUCUCUUUUGCGGUUUUCGAUGUCACUGCCUUCUACCUUCGCUCCUUCCUCUCAUUUUCGCCUUCCAGUUUCACACUUGAGGCCCUCUCGCCAUUGCAGAACUUCAUUUUUCUUGUCCAUCGAUUAUUGGUGCUGCAAAUCCCUCAAUGCACCCUCUAGAAGCAUUUCCCGACGAUCGCCACUCAUCUGCUCUUCUUCGUCCGAUGGCGCGUCUGGUUCAGUUCCCUCUGAUAAUGAUAACACUCCCAGUAACUUCUGUAUCAUAGAAGGACCGGAGACCGUUCAGGAUUUUGUUCAGAUGCAAUUCCAGGAAAUCCAAGACAACAUAAGGAGUCGUCGUAAUAAAAUUUUUCUUCUAAUGGAAGAGGUUAGAAGAUUACGAAUUCAACAACGCUUAAAGAAUCUAAAAGUUAUUGAUGAGAAUGACAAUGAAGAGGCGAAUGAAAUGCCUGACAUGCCAUCAUCUAUUCCUUUUCUUCCCCACGUGACACCGAAGACGUUGAAGCAGCAAUAUUUAACCAGCUUGUCAGUUAUAUGGGGAAUAAUUGUAUUUGGUGGCCUUAUUGCCCCAACUCUCGAGCUAAAAUUGGGAUUAGGUGGCACUUCGUACGAAGAUUUCAUCCGCAACAUGCAUUUGCCUAUGCAAUUAAGUCAAGUGGAUCCCAUUGUGGCGUCAUUUUCAGGUGGAGCUGUCGGUGUCAUUUCGGCCUUGAUGUUAAUUGAAGCUAACAAUGUUGAGCAACAAGAGAAAAAAAGGUGCAAAUAUUGUCAUGGAACUGGGUAUUUGGCUUGUGCCCGAUGUUCUUCAAGUGGCGUAUGCUUAAGUGCUGACCCCAUCUCACUAUCUGCUUCUUCUAGCCGCCCUCUACGAAUGCCCAAAACUCAAAGGUGUCUCAAUUGUUCCGGUGCAGGAAAGGUAAUGUGCCCAACAUGUCUUUGUACGGGGAUGUUGAUGGCAAGUGAGCACGACCCAAGAAUCGACCCAUUCGACUAAGGCUAAACUUGUAAGUUGUAUUGCAACUCUUUAUUUUCAAUUUUUUUUUUCAAAGUUUCUUUCAUAUUUGUCACUGAACUAAUGAAUUUGAAAAACUCAUUAUGUUAAAAAUACAAAGGUUGGAGAAUUGUUUGUAUAUUAUGUUAAUUCUAAUAUUCCAAAUAUAAUCUAUCCUUCAAUUA
This is a messenger RNA of Benincasa hispida (wax gourd), 1386 nucleotides long. Its product is annotated as chaperone protein dnaJ-like protein. Gene Ontology annotation, cellular component: chloroplast membrane. Lineage: Eukaryota; Viridiplantae; Streptophyta; Magnoliopsida; Cucurbitales; Cucurbitaceae. The record is from RefSeq and is a predicted model, not a curated record.